CGGCAGAAUCAAACACUCAGAGCUCUAAGUGAAAAGCUUCAGCUUGUUUUUCCAGAAACGAACCAGCUCACGAAAAUCAUGAACUCCAAAACUGCAUUGGCCGUGGUCAUUCUCUGCCUUGCUGUUGCUGCUCUAUCUGAAGGGAUGUCUUUGAAAAGCAUUGGACUGGAGCUCCGUUGUCAGUGCAUUCAAAAAGAAUCCAGAUUCAUCCAUCCCAGGCAGAUCCAGAAUGUAGAGCUCUUCCCCAGUGGACCGCACUGCAAGGAUGCUGAAGUCAUUGCCACACUGAAAUCCGGUCAUCAGAUUUGCCUGGAACCAACUGCCCACUGGGUCAAGAUAGUCAUAAAGAAAAUCUUGGAAAGCUCUCGGGCCUGAAAUCCUGCGCUGGAAAUUUAGAAGAGCAAACCUAAAGAGGAACUGAAAUACCUCUGAGGAUGGUCUUUUUAACCUCUUAUUUAUGUAUUAGUGUGUUGAUUUAUUUGUGUAUUUAUUUAUGCAGCAAUUUAUUUAAAUAAAUGUAUUUAAUAAAAUGUUAUUAGAUUGAACACCCUAUACAAACAGUUGUAUAGGGUAUCGAAGGACUGUAUCAGACCCUUCAGGGAUGUAUUUAAACUACAGAAAGUAUCUUAGUUGCAGGAAGUUCUAUACUUUACUUGAUACAGUAUUUUUUCAGGUUUUUUGUUCAAUUAUGCUGAAAAGUGGAAGCUGAUCUUGCAGUAUUACUCAGUGGAUUUUUUCAUUUUUUUGUAAAAAAUGUAAAAUGUGAACUUGACAUGUAAAUUGUACCUUUUUUGAAAAACAAUCAGUUGGUCAAAAAAUGUGAUGUAGUGUUAUACACUUGUCUAAUAUGUUGCAUUCGUUAUACUAAUGCAGCUGUGUAUGGCAAACUGUCAUAUUUAUUUUGUUUGUGUGUCAAACUUUAUUUUGUAAAAUAUACAUUUAAUUUAUUAGUCAAUUUUAUAUAUAUAUAUGGAAGGACUGUAUCAGACCAUUCAGGGAUGGAUUUAAACUACUAAUAAAU
Polyodon spathula (Mississippi paddlefish) is the source of this 1021-nucleotide messenger RNA. RefSeq names its product interleukin-8-like. The transcript has 4 exons. NCBI's taxonomy places the organism in Eukaryota, Metazoa, Chordata, Actinopteri, Acipenseriformes, Polyodontidae. Gene Ontology annotation, molecular function: chemokine activity; CXCR chemokine receptor binding. Gene Ontology annotation, cellular component: extracellular region. The record is from RefSeq and is a predicted model, not a curated record. Gene Ontology annotation, biological process: chemokine-mediated signaling pathway; antimicrobial humoral immune response mediated by antimicrobial peptide; cellular response to lipopolysaccharide. Bases 79 to 375 code for a protein of 98 amino acids.